Papilio machaon (common yellow swallowtail) is the source of this 1464-nucleotide messenger RNA. Its product is annotated as neuronal acetylcholine receptor subunit beta-2. The record is from RefSeq and is a predicted model, not a curated record. Gene Ontology annotation, cellular component: membrane. Lineage: Eukaryota; Metazoa; Arthropoda; Insecta; Lepidoptera; Papilionidae. The coding region runs from base 133 to 1344 and encodes 403 amino acids. The transcript has a single exon. Gene Ontology annotation, biological process: monoatomic ion transmembrane transport. Gene Ontology annotation, molecular function: transmembrane signaling receptor activity; extracellular ligand-gated monoatomic ion channel activity.
UAUCUGGACUAUUGAAAAGGUACUCUAAUUAUCUCGUGUCAUUUAAUAUCCGUUGUCAAUCGAAUAUAGCAUUAUUAUAAAAAGGGGGCGUAGAUAGAUCACAUUAUCAUACAGACGUCAAUCAUCAACACCAUGUUGUCAGACAUAGUCGCGUUAUCUUUCGUAUGGUUAUUUCUUUUUGUAACUUCAUUAAGAAGUCAGUCAUGUGUUAUUGAUAAUCGUUCACUAAGCACCGCCUGGGAACAGAAGCUUCGAGAAGAAUUGAUGUCUUGCGAUAGCAGAUACCAACCACCAAGUAUCAAUGAAACAGUUGUAAAAAUCAGUUUCACAUUAAAAUCCUUCUACUUCGAAAACGACGAAGAAAUAUUCACGAUCAGUAGCUGGGUAUUUUUAAACUGGGAUGAUUUAAGACUCACGUGGAAUCCGGACCACUAUGAUGGAAUAAACGAAGUCAUCCUUUCUAGUAUGAAGAUUUGGACGCCGAAGUUAUCUCACUACAGUUCAAGUGGUGAGGAUGAAUUUGACUAUAUAAUGAGUGGAUGUCGUAUCACAGCCAAGGGACGUGUUACAUGUAUACCUAGAGUAGUCCAUCAGACUGUGUGCAGUACAAAAUUGACAAAUUGGCCGUACGACACGCAAAAUUGCACCUUCGAAUUCGGAUCGAAACCAGGAUUCGAUCGUGCUAAAUUUGUUUUAGGUUCUCCUAGAGGUAUCAAAAUGUUUGGUGCUGAAUACGGCCCUGGAUGGACUAUUGUUGAUUUUUCAAAAAGUGAAAGUAAUGACUCGAAAUCGGUAAAAUUUUCUUUCAACUUCAUCGUACAACGUGAAGGGGUCGGAUUAGCAGCUCUCGUUAUAGUACCAUCUUUAAUCUUAUCCUUAAUAACUGUGAUGUCCAUGACAUUAAAUGUUGAAGACAAAAUACGUUUAGGUAUGCUGUGUUUUGGCUUGUUAGGUCAAUUUAUAUUUUUACAAGAGAUCAAUUCUGACUUGCCUAAACAUAGCGCGGAUACUCCAACAGUACUUUUAUACUUGCGUUCGUCGAUUGUUUUAACCUUAUUAUCUAUCGGAAUAACUUUUGUUUUGACUCAUUUAUAUACAAGGUGUAAACCACCCCCAAAUUUUAUAUUGACAUUUAAUGAAAAAGUUUUCGAAUCAUACGCAAGAUAUAUUAUUUGGCCUAAAUGGAAUACGACUGGGGAAAAUAAAAUUGGUGAUGAUGUUAAUAAAAUUUUAACAGCAUGGAUUGAUUUUGCUAGUAUUAUCAAUUUCGUUUCUAUGUCAAUUAUUGCUCUAACAUAUAUCGUAAUGUAUACUAUUUACAUACCUAAGAAGCCUGAUUUCUAAGUUUUAAAAUUAAUCUAUAUGACUUAAAAUACUGUUAGACAUUGUUUAGCUAAACACAUGUUUUAACCCUUUGACUACCGCUGAUUGAAAGAAAGAAAGAAAAAAGAAAACAACGAGGUU